GGUAAGCACCAGCUGGUGAAGUGUUGUAAUACUUGUCCUCCACAGGUGUUCCGGUCGGCCACUAAGAGUCUGUCCCGCCGCAUGGCCCCCUCCGACACCAUCUUGGUGCACCUGUCUCUGGCCAACCUACUGACCUCUCUUUUCCGGACGGUUCCCAUCUUUGUGUCAGAUCUGGGUCUGAAUGUGUCUCUGUCUCCGGGCUGGUGCAGGGUCUUCAUGCUGCUGUGGGUGUGGUGGCGAGCCGUGGGCUGCUGGGUGACGCUGGCGCUCAGUGCCUUCCACUGCGCCACCCUCAGACGCCACCACGUUGCCGUCGGCCCUCUAGCACAGAGGCGGGAGAGGCGUCGCGUGUGGAUGGUCUUGGCUGUGGUUUGGGGGGCAAAUCUGGCCUUCUCCACGCCGGCGUUGCUUUACAGCACCCAUGUUCAUGGGAAUGCCACCGUGGAACUGAUGGUGAUCAGCUGCACCACCAGACCUCUUCUGGGCUGCAUUUGGGAAUUCCCUUCAACGCAACAGGGCAUUGCCUUUGCUUCAGCCUCUCUGGCGCUAAAUGAAGUGUUGCCAUUGGUUUUGAUGGUCGUCACCAACCUGGCAACCCUGCAGUCUCUGGGAAAGCACAUCAGAGCCAUCACCGCUGGCAGCCAUGGCGAUCAGGACAAACACGUGGCGACUGAACGGAAAGCUGCGCAGGUGAUCAUGUCACUGGUGUCGCUCUUUGUGGUCUGCUGGGUGCUGCAGGUCGCCGCUGUGACCUAUUACAACCACGACGGUGGACAUCACGCCGAAGGGCUGCUGACUGUGUCCCACUUUUCUGCCUCUGUGUUUGUGGGUUUCAGUCCCAUGGUGGUGGCACUGGGACACCGCAAGCUGCGGAGAAGCAUCGGCGGUAUGGUGCUGGGGUGGACUAAGGUUCUCAACCGGCACAGAGUGGGAAACCCAGCAGGAAAGCAAUCCAAGAUGGCCGAUGUG
Messenger RNA from Synchiropus splendidus (mandarinfish), 969 nucleotides. RefSeq names its product olfactory receptor class A-like protein 4. The transcript has a single exon. The record is from RefSeq and is a predicted model, not a curated record. Gene Ontology annotation, cellular component: membrane. Gene Ontology annotation, biological process: G protein-coupled receptor signaling pathway. Gene Ontology annotation, molecular function: G protein-coupled receptor activity. Lineage: Eukaryota; Metazoa; Chordata; Actinopteri; Syngnathiformes; Callionymidae. The annotation marks the transcript as partial.